AACAGCAGCAAGUUUUGUUGAAGAAUUUGAUCUUUGAGUUAACCUUUUCCUUUAGUUACGUUGUCCUCCACUUGUUGGGCCCCACUAGAAGCUUCCACUGCCUCACAGAUCUCAUCAUUUUAUAUAAACCCCAUUGAAGAUCUAUCUGCUUCUAUCUCUCAACCCAUUUCCUCGCUCUACUCUUAGGUUUGGGUGCUUGAUUAACAGUAAUUUAUAAUGGCUGCAUUGAAACCUGGUGUGAUUGCUUUAUUUGAUGUUGAUGGAACUCUUACAGCUCCUAGAAAGGUGGCUACUCCAGAGCUGUUGCAGUUCAUACAAGACCUACGGAAGAUUGUAACAGUUGGAGUUGUUGGGGGUUCUGACCUCUCAAAGAUAUCCGAGCAACUUGGCCAGACAGUUACCCAUGACUAUGAUUUUGUAUUUUCUGAAAAUGGUCUUGUCGCUCAUAAGCAAGGAAAACUCAUUGGAACUCAGAGCUUGAAGUCAUUUGUUGGGGACGAACAGCUCAAGGAAUUUAUUAAUUUUACGCUUCAUUACAUUGCUGACUUGGAUAUCCCUAUUAAGAGGGGAACAUUUAUAGAGUUCCGUAGUGGGAUGCUGAAUGUGUCACCGAUUGGGCGAAACUGUAGCCAAGAAGAAAGAGAUGAAUUUGAGAAGUAUGACAAGGUUCAAAACAUACGCUCAAAAAUGGUUUCUAUACUUCGCGAGAAGUUUGCUCAUCUUAACUUUACAUUUUCCAUUGGAGGACAGAUAAGCUUUGAUGUUUUCCCUCAAGGCUGGGAUAAAACAUACUGCUUGAGAUACCUUGAUGGUUUCCAUGAAAUCCACUUUUUUGGUGACAAAACUUACAAGGGUGGAAAUGACCAUGAAAUCUAUGAAUCUGAACAGACUAUUGGGCACACAGUUACCAGCCCUGAAGAUACUAUGAAGCAGUGUCAAUCUCUGUUCCUGGAAAGUUAAAAUUUUUGCAACAGCAUAUAUCAUUACUGAUACUGAAAACAAAAUGGAGCAAUGGUUUACAGACGAGAAGACCACAAGCUUCAAAUAUAAUUUAUUAUUGUAAUUUUAUCAUUGCACUUCACAUUUUGGAUUUAAUAAGAAGUUUAUUAUUCAAUUAAAUUUGAUCUUAAUAAUUUUAGAAUACUCAAUUACAUGGUCUACUUUCCACCAAAAAGCAUUAUCUUCUCAUGGAAGGAUCGAAUGGAAACUA
This is a messenger RNA of Cicer arietinum (chickpea), 1210 nucleotides long. Its product is annotated as phosphomannomutase. Gene Ontology annotation, biological process: mannose metabolic process; protein N-linked glycosylation; GDP-mannose biosynthetic process. The record is from RefSeq and is a predicted model, not a curated record. Lineage: Eukaryota; Viridiplantae; Streptophyta; Magnoliopsida; Fabales; Fabaceae. Gene Ontology annotation, cellular component: cytosol. Gene Ontology annotation, molecular function: phosphomannomutase activity.